Chionomys nivalis (European snow vole) is the source of this 2372-nucleotide messenger RNA. RefSeq names its product nescient helix-loop-helix 1 (gene Nhlh1). The coding region runs from base 442 to 843 and encodes 133 amino acids. The transcript has 2 exons. Gene Ontology annotation, molecular function: protein dimerization activity; DNA-binding transcription factor activity, RNA polymerase II-specific; RNA polymerase II cis-regulatory region sequence-specific DNA binding. Gene Ontology annotation, biological process: regulation of transcription by RNA polymerase II. The record is from RefSeq and is a predicted model, not a curated record. Lineage: Eukaryota; Metazoa; Chordata; Mammalia; Rodentia; Cricetidae.
UGUGUAUGAGUGUGUGUAUGAGUGUAUGAGUGUGGGUGACUCCAGUGUUUGAGUAAGACCCCCCUUCUGGCUAGGCCUUACAUCUCUACCAUGCGUACCCCUCUCAUCCGUCCUGGAGCCUGUUCAGCCACAACAAGCUAUCCCUAAGAGCUCUAAAACUGACCACUAACUUUGCAGACAGAUGACCCUUGAGCAGCCAGAAGAGACUGGAACACUCUACACUGUCCCCCUCAUCCGCCGGCUUGGAUCCUUUGGCAGAGUCCUUCUAGGCUCCAGGCUGGAAUCCUGACCAUGGAACCUUGAAGCGACUCUGCUUUCCUGAGCUUAGCGGUGGACCCCAGCACUCCAGACCCUUACUGCCUCUCCCACAGCCCGUUUUCAAGCUCCGAGAGGGAGGGGUAGGGAGGUGAUCCGGCUUUCACUAGGCUGGGGGUUUCCAUCAUGAUGCUCAACUCUGACACCAUGGAGCUGGACCUGCCUCCCACCCACUCGGAGACCGAGUCGGGCUUUAGCGACUGUGGGGGCGGGCCGGGCCCGGAUGGCGCCGGGUCGGGGGAUCCCGGAGUGGGCCAGGUCCGAAGCGCAGAUCUCGGAGAAGCCGGCCGCAAAGACCUGCAGCACCUGAGCCGGGAGGAGCGCCGACGUCGGCGCCGAGCCACGGCCAAGUACCGCACAGCACAUGCCACGCGAGAACGCAUCCGCGUGGAAGCCUUCAACCUGGCCUUCGCCGAGCUGCGCAAACUGCUGCCCACUCUGCCCCCAGACAAGAAGCUUUCCAAGAUUGAGAUCCUGCGUCUGGCCAUCUGCUACAUCUCCUACCUGAAUCACGUGCUGGAUGUCUGAACUCAGCCCGCCUCCCACCCUGGAUUCUCCCCUCCUCCUGGGGCCUCUUCUGAGAUCCCUGCCACCAUGCAUUACCUAUGGCUGUCUUCUUCCCAUCCCAGAGGACCGGGCUCACACCGCUGGUCCUGAAGGCCAGUUUCUUUUCAUUGACCUAGGCUUGUGAGGGAUGCUCUCGUGGGUUCUUUCAGAGAGUUGUUAGGGCCUAGCUGAUCAGAGCUGCUUGCCUGAGUGGUCAGAAUGGAGCCCUUGCUGGAUUUACUUACCCUAGCCUCUGGUCAGCUGCUGCCUCUUCUGCCCUAUGUCUAAGUUUUCAGAGACCUUAGACCCAUUAUUCUCUUCUGGCAAUGGUGUGGGAUUCAGCAUCAGAAUCCAAAGGGGAAAUGACCAGUGGGAGAGCGAGGAGUGGGUUCCUAAGUCCCAGACUUCUCCAGCCAUGCCUGGGAGAGGAAUGGGCUCUUGGGACAGAAAAAUGAGUGAGGUGACUCCUGGGUAGCCAGGGGUUAUAGAAAAAGUCUGCCCUUCCUUUCCUAUCUUACUCCUGAGGCUUAGAAUUAUAUAGACCUCAGAUCUUACUUGGUAGUGAGUGCCUUGCCUUCUCUAGGAGCUGUCUGACCGCUCCCGUCUCUUCCCACUUCUGCCAUUCCAGUUUUCUCCUUUCCCCUGUGGCAGCUAGCAAAAGGAAAACCUCAGUCCUGGGAUGAAAAUGUCAUCUCUGAAUAGCCCAAGGCACCUUGCAAAAGGCCCAGGCCUUGCAUGGGGCAGCUCAGCGCAGCUGCUUCGGUCCCAGCAGACCUUGAAAACAUGCAAACCCUAUCAGCUUCCCACUCAGAUGCAAGGGGAUGCCUGUGCCUGCCUCCUGUGCAUGCUCUUGGGCCUUCUUAUUAUAUUCCCCCCUCCUUUCUGAAGCUGCCAUGGAAGGAAGGUGCCCCGCCCAUGCUGCUGAGCCCCGCCCAUGCCUCUGAGCCCCACCUGCCCUUUGUAGUCUGUGCACCGUGAGUCCAUGGGUCUUAGACUCCUUGUAGAAGAGAUGAACUCACUGCUUCUCCAUGCUCCACCCACCCUCACAGCAAACUCCUAGCUCUACAAGGGUAUUUAUUUAUGUAUUUAUUUAUUUAUGCAUUUAUUUAUUUAUUUAUUUAUAAAUAUUACUAUUUAUUACUGAGUUAUGCACUUUGGGGUAUGGUGAGGGGGGCUCCCUGCAGCUAACUCUAGCUGGGACCAUCCUUUCUCCUGGUACCUUCUUUCCUUUUCUUGCUCCUUCUCCAAUGCAGGUGUGUGUGGGGAUCCCUUCACCCAGCAUACCAGCACCCUUUCCUCAGCUCCGUCCCCACCCCCUUUCCUCUGGAAUAGUGCCCCUCCCCCAGCCUCCCACCUUCUGGGUGCCCUCUCUCAACCCCUCCAUCCCUGGCAGUCCCGCUCCAGUCCUACCCACCUCCAUUCCUCUUAUUGACUCUGCUUUUCCCAAUACCACCAAGAGCAGACCCCAGAGUCCAGGUCUGGUGUCCUGUGUGUAAGUCUCUCUCUGGUUA